Messenger RNA from Rhodamnia argentea, 1338 nucleotides. RefSeq names its product 25.3 kDa vesicle transport protein. Gene Ontology annotation, cellular component: Golgi membrane; SNARE complex; endoplasmic reticulum-Golgi intermediate compartment. Gene Ontology annotation, biological process: vesicle fusion with Golgi apparatus; endoplasmic reticulum to Golgi vesicle-mediated transport; retrograde vesicle-mediated transport, Golgi to endoplasmic reticulum. Gene Ontology annotation, molecular function: SNAP receptor activity. Bases 312 to 968 code for a protein of 218 amino acids. The record is from RefSeq and is a predicted model, not a curated record. The transcript is spliced from 5 exons. Lineage: Eukaryota; Viridiplantae; Streptophyta; Magnoliopsida; Myrtales; Myrtaceae.
UUUUCAUUAAUUAGCCAAUUUGCUGCUUCGUGAGUUUUCUCUCCUCCUUGAAAACCUAGAGAGAGAGAGAGAGAGAGAGAGAGACGGAGACAACAGAAUUCAUCAACGAGAGCGGCUCAUCGCCGAUCUGAGUCGCGAUUCUCGAUCGAUUUGGUCGAAGCUUGCAGAGAUUGAUUGACAGAUUGCGAAUCGUCGCCACCGCAACCGCGAUCAGGAUUUGGCCCGAGGUCUGCGUGAUUGGAUCUGGGGGUAAUUGUUUGCUCAUUUUGCCGGCAGUUACUGGGAUCGAUUUCGAGGUCGUAGGAGGAAAAAUGGUGAAGCUCACGAUGAUCGCCCGUGUCACCGACGGUCUUCCUCUCGCGGAGGGACUCGACGAUGGCCGCGAUUUGCAGGACGCCGAGUUCUACAAGCAGCAAGUCAAGGCCCUGUUCAAGAAUCUCUCCAAAGGCCAAAAUGAGCCCUCGAGAAUGUCGAUCGAGACCGGCCCUUACUACUUCCAUUACAUCAUUGAAGGGCGUGUCUGUUACUUGACCAUGUGUGAUCGUGCUUACCCCAAGAAGCUCGCAUUCCAGUACCUGGAGGAUCUCAAGAAUGAAUUCGAGCGCGUAAAUGGAGCUCAGAUCGAAACUGCGGCUAGGCCUUAUGCUUUCAUCAAAUUUGAUACGUUUAUACAGAGAACAAAGAAACUGUAUCAGGACACUCGUACCCAGAGGAACAUUUCAAAGUUGAAUGAUGAACUCUAUGAGGUCCACCAGAUUAUGACACGCAAUGUCCAAGAGGUACUUGGUGUCGGCGAAAAAUUGGACCAGGUCAGUGAAAUGUCUAGUCGGUUAACAUCAGAAUCUCGCAUAUAUGCCGACAAGGCCAGAGACUUGAAUCGACAGGCGCUAAUUCGGAAAUGGGCCCCAGUUGCCAUUGUUCUGGGAGUGGUCUUCCUUCUCUUCUGGGUCAAAUCAAAGAUAUGGUGAUGCGAUUGCCUUGCCUGUACUUGUUCUCUACUGCAAUGGGCUGCUGUGUUGCUGAGAUAUUCAUUCUCAACGAUUUUAAAUGGGCACGGGAUUUUUACAGAGAAUCAUAUGUGUUCGAAAGCUAGUGUAGUUUUUCUAAUUGCAUUUUGUAUUGGAUGCUUCAUUCCUUAUGCAGUGGCGGCAAUAGUCUACCAUGUUAAGUAGUGAAUAGAGAACCCUCCCUUAAGACUGGAGCAAGAUCAAAUCUUACUGUUGACAACUAGUAGAGUGUUUUUCCGUACAGGAGGCCGCAUAUAACUUUUGUUCAUCUACACCUAUUAUCAUCUCUUAUAGUACUUUUGGCUACAGCUUUAUCAUAUCAUGAUUAAAU